Molecule: messenger RNA, 285 nt
Organism: Linum trigynum
Lineage: Eukaryota; Viridiplantae; Streptophyta; Magnoliopsida; Malpighiales; Linaceae
Source: the annotation of a GenBank genome assembly
AUGCAUCUGGGAUCAUUGAUUGCCACCUCCUUCGCCCCGUGGUAUGGGGCGGAACAGGGUGGACACUAUGCGUCGGAAGGAUGGAGCCCUUCCCAGGUGGAGACAUUGUACCACCAGAAGCUGGUACUCCAGGGCAAGAGAGGAGUGGAGUACCUUGAUGGACUUCGAGCUGCAGCAGCACCGGCUCCAGUGGAGCCCAACCUCGAGGUCCCACCAGCAGCAGAGCAGCCACCGGCUCGAGCACCCGGGCGCCGCUGCCGUCCAGCACUCCCGCUCCCUGCAUAG